AUGGUGCAGAAAAAGAAAAUCUGCCCUCGGUUACUCGACUAUCUUGUGAUCGUUGGAGCCAGGCAGCCAAGUAGCGAUAGUGUUGCUCAGACUCCUGAACUGCUGCGGCGUUACCCUCUAGAAGACCACGUGGACUUUCCUCUGCCGCCUGAUGUUGUGUUCUUCUGCCAGCCAGAAGGAUGCCUGAGCGUGCGGCAAAAACGCAUGAGCUUCCGUGAUGACAAUUCCUUUGUCUUCACACUUACAGACAAGGAUACAGGUGUCAUUCGCUAUGGAAUCUGUGUCAACUUCUACCGCUCCUUCCAGAAGCGAGUACCCAAGGAGAAGGGAGAAGGCACAGGGGGGCAUCGAGCUCGGGAGGGACAGAAAAUCCCCAAACCUGGGGAUGCAUCUGCACCUCAAGAGGAAGUGGGCACUGAGAGUUCGGAGAGUGGUUCUUCACUGCAGGCUCCAAGUACAGAGUCUACCCCAGAUGUGAAUCGAUCACCGCGCAGUAAGCGUCUGGCCAAAGGCAGCCAUCGCUCUCGGAACAGCACUCUGACUUCUCUGUGCAUCCUUAGUCAUUAUCCCUUCUUUUCGACCUUUCGUGAGUGUCUGUACACCCUCAAGAGACUUGUGGACUGCUGUAGUGAGAGAUUGUUGGGCAAGAAGUUGGGGAUUCCUCGUGGGGUGCAGAGGGAUACAAUGUGGAGGAUUUUCACAGGCUCCCUCCUGGUGGAAGAAAAGUCUAGUGCGUUGCUACACGACUUGAGGGAGAUUGAGGCCUGGAUAUACCGGCUGCUCCGUUCGCCGAUGCCUGUUGCUGGUCAGAAGCGGGUGGAUGUGGAAGUCUUGCCACAUGAGUUGCAGCCAGCUUUGACCUUUGCUCUUCCUGAUCCAUCCCGCUUCACUUUGGUGGAUUUUCCAUUACAUCUGCCUUUGGAGUUGUUGGGAGUGGAUGCCUGUCUGCAGGUGCUGACCUGCAUCCUUCUGGAGCACAAGGUUGUAUUGCAGUCCCGAGAUUAUAAUGCGCUCUCAAUGUCAGUGAUGGCCUUUGUGGCUAUGAUCUACCCAUUAGAGUACAUGUUCCCAGUGAUCCCUCUGCUUCCCACCUGCAUGGCCUCUGCAGAACAGUUGCUUCUAGCUCCUACACCUUAUAUCAUUGGUGUUCCAGCAAGUUUCUUCCUUUACAAACUGGAUUUUAAAAUGCCUGAUGAUGUAUGGCUUAUUGACCUGGAUACCAAUAGGGUGAUUGUUCCCUCAAAUGCAGAAUCUUUGCCAGCACUGCCAGAACCAGAAGCUUCAGAGCUGAAAAAGCAUCUGAAACAGGCACUGGCCAGCAUGAGUCUGAAUACUCAGCCCAUUCUUAAUCUAGAGAAGUUCCACGAGGGGCAGGAGGUGCCACUGCUGCUGGGAAGACCGCAGAAUGAUUUGCAGUCUACUCCCUCCACAGAAUUCAACCCUCUGAUCUAUGGAAAUGAUGUGGACUCUGUGGAUGUGGCUACCAGGGUUGCUAUGGUGAGAUUCUUCAACUCACCAAAUGUUUUGCACGGUUUCCAGAUGCAUACUCGCACUCUUCGUCUCUUCCCACGACCAGUGGUGGCCUUCCAGGCAAAUUCUUUUCUUGCCUCUAGGCCGAAGCAAACACCUUUUGCAGAUAAGCUUUCCAGGACGCAGGCAGUAGAAUACUUUGGAGAAUGGUCACUCAACCCUACUAACUAUGCUUUCCAAAGAAUUCAUAACAACAUGUUUGACCCAGCACUGAUCGGUGACAAACCGAAGUGGUAUGCUCACCAGCUGCAGCCCAUCCACUAUCGUGUCUAUGACAGUAAUUCACAGCUGGCUGAAGCACUGAAUGUCCCAGUAGAGAAAGAAACAGACUCUGAUCCCACUGAUGACAGUGGCAGUGACAGUGUCGACUAUGACGACUCAAGUUCCUCCUACUCCUCCCUCGGUGACUUUGUCAGUGAGAUGAUGAAAUGUGACAUUAAUGGCGAUACCCCAAAUGUUGACCCCCUGACUCACGCAGCCCUUGGUGAUGCUAGUGAAGUGGAAUUUGAUGAUUUUCAAGAAUAUUCAGGGGAUCUGGAUGAACAGGCCAUGGACAGUGAAAACUCCCAAGAGAACAACCAGCCUCGUUCAAGUUCCAGUACUACAGCCAGCAGCAGCCCCAGCACUGUCAUCCAUGGAGUGAAUCAUGAGUCAGCAGAUUCAGCAGAAAUGGAAGAGAAGUUGGUUGCUGGAUUUUCAAACCAUCUCCCUUCCUUGCCACUGCAACCAAGCUUUCCCAAGAUAAGCUUGGAUCGUCGUGAGAGCGACAGCGCAGCUGGCAGCAUGAGCUCCUCAGAAGGGGUGGUGAGGAAGCGAGAGUAUGACAAUCCGUACUUCGAACCGCAGUAUGGUUUUCCUACAGAGGAUGAAGACGAUGAGCAGGAAGAGAGCUACACCCCAAGAUUUAACCAGAAUCUCAACGGAAGCAGGUCUCAGAAGUUACUCCGUCCAAACAGUUUAAAACUGGCCAAUGAUUCUGAUGCAGAUUCAGAUUCCAGGGCCAGCUCCCCAAACUCUACUGUCUCCAACAACAGCAGUGAAGGUUUUGGGGGCAUCAUGUCUUUUGCAAGCAGCCUGUACAGAAACCACAGCACAAGUUUCAGUCUGUCCAACUUAGCGCUACCAACCAAAGUUGGGAGAGACAAGAAUACUCCCUUUCCCAGCCUAAAAGUAUUUGGGUUAAAUACUAUAAUGGAGAUUAUUACUGAAGCUGGCCCAGUAAGCAAUGAAGGAAACAGGCGAGCCCUUGUGGAUCAAAAGUCUUCAGUCAUUAAGCACAGCCCAACAGUGAAGAGAGAAUCUCCAUCGCCUCAGGGACGAACUACCAAUUCCAGUGAGAACCAGCAGUUUCUGAAGGAGGUGGUACACAAUGUUCUUGAUGGGCAAGGUGUUGGCUGGCUGAACAUGAAGAGAGUCCGACGUCUGCUGGAGAGUGAGCAGCUCCGUGUCUUUGUACUAAGCAAGCUGAAUCGCACGAUCCAGUCAGAAGAAGAUGCUCGACAGGAUGUCAUACAGGAUGUGGAGAUCAGCCGCAAGGUUUAUAAAGGUAUGCUGGAUUUGCUGAAGUGCACCGUCUUGAGCCUGGAGCAGUCAUAUGCAAAUGCUGGCCUGGGAGGCAUGGCCAGUGUAUUUGGCCUGCUAGAGAUAGCACAUACUCACUAUUACAACAAAGAACCAGAAAAGAGAAAACGAAGUCCAACGGAUGGAUCUAUCACUCCAGUUGGCAAGGAUCCUGCAUCAUCCCCAAGAGUGGAGCCAAAACCUGCAAUGCAGCUGCCGGUACCUCAGCUGAUGCCAAAGGCACCGAGCCCUGCAGGCAAAGGGCCAAGGGAGUUUGACACAAGGAGUCUAAAGGAAGAAAAUUUUAUUGCUUCCAUUGAAUUGUGGAACAAGCACCAGGAAGUGAAAAAGCAAAAAUCUUUGGAAAAACAGAGGCCAGAAGGUGUGAAACACUUUGAUUUGGGAGAAACGGAUGAGAAAAAAUCCCAAAUCAGUGCAGACAGUGGCCUCAGUUUGGCCUCAGGUUCUCAGAAGAGUGAUUUUGACUCUAUUCCCAGCGGAGGACCAGCAGUUAUGGUCCGAAGUACAAGCCAGGAUUCUGAAGUUAGCACAGUGGUUAGUAACAGUUCCGGAGAGACAUUAGGAGCAGACAGUGACUUGAGUAGUAAUGCUGGUGAUGGCCCGAGUGUGGAAAAUGGUGGCAAUUUGGCAGGAUCCAGAGGCACUGUGUCAGACAGUGAAAUUGAGACAAACUCUGCUACUAGCUCUAUCUUUGCAAAGUCUCACAACCUGAAGCAGAGUGUGAAGGAUAGCAAAGGCAGUACUCCAGGGAGAGGUCCAGAGGAUGGGAACCAACGUGUCUAUCUCUAUGAAGGACUUUUGGGUAGGGAUAAAGGAUCUGUCUGGGACCAGUUAGAGGAUGCUGCAAUGGAAACCUUCUCUAUGAGCAAAGAGCGUUCAACUUUGUGGGACCAGAUGCAGUUCUGGGAAGAUGCUUUUUUGGAUGCUGUGAUGUUAGAAAGAGAAGGAAUGGGGAUGGACCAGGGACCUCAGGAGAUGAUUGACAGGUAUCUUUCCCUGGGAGAACAUGAUCGAAAGCGUUUGGAGGAUGAUGAGGACCGCUUGUUGGCUACGCUGCUGCAUAAUAUGAUUGCUUAUAUGCUUAUGAUAAAGGUGAACAAGAAUGAUAUUAGGAAAAAGGUGCGUCGUCUAAUGGGAAAAUCGCAUAUUGGAUUGGUGCACAGCCAGCAAAUAAAUGAUAUUCUAGACAAACUUGCCAAUCUGAAUGGACGGGAACUCCCUGUGAGACCCAGCGGCAGCCGCCACAUCAAGAAGCAGACUUUUGUAGUACAUGCUGGGACAGACACAACAGGCGACAUAUUUUUCAUGGAGGUAUGUGAUGACUGCAUUGUGCUGAGAAGCAACAUUGGAACUGUGUAUGAACGUUGGUGGUAUGAGAAACUCAUCAACAUGACUUACUGUCCCAAAACAAAAGUGCUGUGCCUCUGGCGGAGGAAUGGUCAGGAGACACAACUGAACAAGUUCUACACAAAGAAGUGUCGGGAAUUAUACUACUGUGUAAAAGAUAGUAUGGAGCGAGCAGCAGCAAGACAGCAAAGCAUUAAACCAGGCCCUGAGUUGGGUGGUGAGUUCCCUGUGCAGGAUAUGAAAACCGGUGAAGGAGGUCUUCUUCAGGUCACACUGGAAGGAAUUAACCUGAAAUUUAUGCACAGUCAGGAGCGGAAGGUUUUCAUAGAGCUGAAUCACAUUAAAAAGUGCAAUACUGUGCGAGGCGUCUUUGUCCUGGAGGAAUUUGUUCCUGAAACUAAAGAAGUGGUGAGCCACAAGUACAAGACGCCAAUGGCUCAUGAGAUCUGCUACUCCGUGCUGUGUCUCUUCUCUUAUGUGGCUGCCAUUCGUGGAAAAGAGGCAGAAAACAAAAGCAAACCACCUCGACCGGUUUCCAGUUGAUCACGAUAUUGGGGAAAUACCUACCCUUUGGCACGUUGACGUGCAGUACUCCUGUUUUUACUGCAGUUACUGGAGCUCACUUUACUGUCUUCUAUAAGAACGUGAUUAUUCAUGUAUGAGCCUGCAAGUCUUUCCCCAUAGAAAAACCUAAGACUUCACUGUUCAGUCUCCUUCUGAAUUCAUCCUUAAUGGAGUUUUUAUAUGAGCUGUUAAUCAGACAGUUUUGAGCAUCAGCAUCCAGCUGUGAGUGACCUACUCUGGCCAUUCCUUUGGAAUUUCUUUUUUCUUAAAACAACUAACAGCUUGAGUUCAGUUGUUUUUUUGUUUCUAGUGGCACUUGUUACAGAUUAAUCACUUUACAACUGCAGGCUUCUGCUUUCAGAUUUUCUGGUAUGUGCACAGUGGAAGCAGUCUGGUCCUGCAUGUUGUUUAAAUGUAGUGUUUUUAUUGUUUUCCUUCUGUGUUGUUCAUUUUUACCCACCAACAUGGAGUUCUUGUCACAUAGUUCUUCAGACCCUUUUGGUAGAGAUGAACAAUUUAGCUACCGUUGUCUUAAAAUAUCAUGUGACAAUUGAAGUUUGGCUAUUAAAUUGGUCUACCUGUGGAGAUGACUGUUUCUCAAGUGCGAGAAGAAGUGGAAAGAGAAACUUUGAAGGCAGUGUAUUGUGAAAAACCCUGACACCUCAUGGAUUGUUUAUAUUUUCAAAUGGGAGUUUAGGUAACACUUGUAGCUAUCCCAGCAGCAGAGUUAACAGAUGCAUAGAAGCACUACCUAAAGCAGUUAAUCACAGGGAUUAGGAAGUUAAUAAGGAAAUGUAAAACUUGGAAACACUAUUGGCAGAAGCACAUGGGAGACCCAUGUCUUUUGGGGUUUGUAACUGUAGUCUACAGAAGGUAUUUCUAGAGCAAUCUGUAGAACGUGUUCAGAAGCCCAAAGGAUUAUGCUGUCUCCAGAUUUUUUAAGCUAUUGCUUUUUUCCAAUCUGUACCUGUAUAUCAAGGAAUCUUGCAAAUACUGUGUUAAUGUAUAAUGAAACUCCGGCAGUUAAAACUAUCCAUCACACUCCUUAUUUAAGUAGGCCGAGUAUGAAUGUUUUUUGCUGUUUUUGUUCUUGAACUGUACUGCACUUGUCUGGAAAGCUCUUAGGAUGCUGGGAGGAGAGACUGUCUAGAGAAAAUAAUGUUACAUGUAAAAUACCUGGAAAAAAAUGCUCUGAUGUAUGUUUUGACACAGAAUUCUGAGUAAAUGCACCCAGAAAUAACCCUGUUUUGGCUUGGUCAGGGUGUCUACCGUUUUGAAUGGAAUACAUUAGUAAUGGGUGA
Molecule: messenger RNA, 6323 nt
Organism: Gavia stellata (red-throated loon)
Lineage: Eukaryota; Metazoa; Chordata; Aves; Gaviiformes; Gaviidae
Gene: MADD
Product: MAP kinase activating death domain
Exons: 36
Coding region: 1-5001 (1666 amino acids)
Biological process (GO): regulation of apoptotic process; regulation of Rab protein signal transduction
Cellular component (GO): cytosol
Molecular function (GO): guanyl-nucleotide exchange factor activity
Source: RefSeq, a predicted model, not a curated record